AUGACAGUAGAAGAGUAUGUAUAUCAGCCUGAUCUCUUUAAGAUGCGUGCUGGAGUACAAAAAGAUGAAAAAUCAAGCAUGACCAGAAUAAUUGAUGGUUUAAGACCUGAAAUUAGAGACAAGGUUGAGAUGUACACUUUUGUUGAUAAGGAAGAGUUGCAUUCUGGAAUUAAGGAGUUACAGCAAGAAGUACCCAAAGUAGUCCCAACUCCUUCUGGUCAACAAAAUGAGGAACUUCCAGAAAUUCAGAAGCAAUUAAGGAAGGGUAAGAGUGAGGUAAAGAUUUCAGAGCUUCCUUUUCCCAAAUCAUUUCUUCUUAGUAGGAAAUUGUCUAAUGAACAAGUUGAGAAAGAUGCUUUGAAUCUAUUUAGCAAGCUGGAAGUUAAUGUACCCUUAUUGGAUUUCCUAAAAAGUAUGCCUAAGUAUGUGAGAUUUUUGAAGGAGCCGUGUACUAACAAGAGGAAAUGCAAACCUAAUGAAUUGGUUCAAAUAGGCUUAAGUGUUUCAACACUUUUUAAGCCACAUUUACCAGUGAAGUGUUUUGAUCUAGGAUCAUUUACAAUUCCAUGCACUAUUGGUAAAUUGAAUAUAGCUAGUGCCCUCCUAGAUUUAGGUGCUGCUAUAAAUGUUAUACCAUUGUCUAUCUAUACAUCUUUGGGCAUUAAUUCAAUAAAAGACACUAGUAUGAUCAUUCAGUUGGCCGAUAGAAGCAUUAGAAGACCUCAUGGGCUAUUGGAAGAUAUUCUGGUCAAGGUUAAAUACUUGAUUUUUCCAGCUGAUUUCUAUGUCUUGGAUAUGUCCCAUGAAUAA
Neltuma alba is the source of this 810-nucleotide messenger RNA. RefSeq lists its product as uncharacterized. NCBI's taxonomy places the organism in Eukaryota, Viridiplantae, Streptophyta, Magnoliopsida, Fabales, Fabaceae. The transcript is spliced from 2 exons. The record is from RefSeq and is a predicted model, not a curated record. Bases 1 to 810 code for a protein of 269 amino acids.